Molecule: messenger RNA, 1922 nt
Organism: Cyprinodon variegatus (sheepshead minnow)
Lineage: Eukaryota; Metazoa; Chordata; Actinopteri; Cyprinodontiformes; Cyprinodontidae
Gene: six3a
Product: homeobox protein SIX3
Exons: 2
Coding region: 160-1044 (294 amino acids)
Biological process (GO): eye development; regulation of transcription by RNA polymerase II; brain development
Cellular component (GO): nucleus; transcription regulator complex
Molecular function (GO): RNA polymerase II cis-regulatory region sequence-specific DNA binding; DNA-binding transcription factor activity, RNA polymerase II-specific
Source: RefSeq, a predicted model, not a curated record
UCAAUGCUACACUCAACGGCGGAUUUAGGGGGGAGAUAUUAUGAGGCUGGUGUCAUUAGGCGAUAGCCAUUGAAUCAUUCAAGCUUUUUUUUACUAGCCGUAUUUUUCGGUUUUUUCCCCUUUUUCUCGGUAAUUUUCUUUCUCUCUCAGGUCAUUUCCAUGGUUUUCAGAUCCCCUUUAGAGCUUUAUCCCUCCCAUUUCUUCCUGCCUAACUUCGCUGAUCGCCCACUGCUGCUGGCGAACAGCGCUCCUGCCGCCAGGUCUCCAGAAGACUUGUCCAUGUUUCAGCUACCGACCCUCAACUUCUCCCCGGAGCAGGUGGCAAGCGUCUGCGAGACGCUGGAGGAGACCGGGGACAUUGAGCGGCUGGGCCGCUUCCUCUGGUCCCUGCCGGUGGCUCCGGGAGCAUGCGAGGCGAUCAACAAGCACGAGUCCAUCCUGCGCGCCCGCGCCGUAGUGGCGUUCCACACGGGGAACUUCAGAGACCUCUACCAUAUUCUGGAGAACCACAAAUUCACCAAGGACUCACACGGCAAGCUGCAGGCCAUGUGGCUGGAGGCUCACUAUCAGGAGGCCGAGAAACUGCGCGGCCGUCCCCUCGGACCUGUCGACAAGUACCGGGUGCGGAAGAAGUUUCCGUUGCCUCGAACCAUCUGGGACGGGGAGCAGAAGACGCACUGUUUCAAGGAGCGGACGCGGAGCCUACUGCGGGAAUGGUACCUGCAGGACCCAUAUCCGAACCCGAGUAAGAAAAGGGAACUGGCUCAAGCCACUGGACUCACUCCUACACAGGUCGGGAACUGGUUUAAAAACCGGAGGCAAAGAGACAGAGCAGCGGCGGCCAAAAACAGGCUCCAGCACCAAGCAAUAGGACCGGCCGGCAUGAGGUCCCUCUCAGAGGCCGGACUAACCCCUCACAGCUCAGCCGAGUCGCCAUCGACCGCGGCCAGUCCCACCACCAGCGUUUCUAGUAUGACAGAGCGAGUCGACACCGGGACGUCCAUCCUGUCCGUCACAUCCAGCGACUCAGAGUGCGAUGUAUGAUACGGCGAGGAGGGGGGGAAAGAAACCAGAAAAAAGAGAAAUAUUUACAGGGAAAAUGGACCCAAGAAGACGAAAAAAUGACUUAUGAAAAAAGGACCGAUUGAUAUAAAUAUUAAGAUAAAAAGAGAUAAAAGCACGUCUUUUUUAUUAAAGCGCUUUCAAAGGACCCACGCCUACCCCUCCUCUUCAUUCCCCCUUCUCACCAACAACAACACUAGACUACUUGCAUGAUACUUCUUUUUUAUUUUUUUAUUUUGUAAUCAGGGAAAUCAACCUGAAUGCAAGAUUUUUUUCCCCAUCAGGAACCAGAGGGAUUAAAAACAGUUCGUCUUGUUUGUUUGUUUUGUUUAUUUGUUUUGUUCCUCUUCAUCCAAAUGAUGAAGACGGUGAGGAAGCCGUCGUGCAAACAAGAUGCAAUCCUGUUUUUUUUUUAUAGUUUUAUUUUAUUUUAUUUUUUACUUUUUGUUCAUCAGACAAUCAUUUUUGAGUCGCAAGCACCUUUUUUUCUUAACUACAUUUCUGUCACUGCCUGUGUGGGGUAUAAACCUGGUCGAAAACAAAAAGAAAGAAAGAAAAAAAAGAAUAAUCAUAAUAAUGUGUCGAACGGAUCCGUUUAUGACUGUAUCAGAUUUUUAUUUUUUAUUUUCAAAAAGUUUAUAUUGAAUUAUGUAUAUCUCAAAUAAUGCGAUCAUUCUCCCGCUCUGUAAUAUACGUGUAGAAAUAUGCUUGUACAUAAUUAUUGCUCUUCCCCUUUCCUCCUCCUCCCCUCCGAUUGUCAUCCUCUUUUCUAUCCCCCAUGCCUCACUUUUCUUGACUUGGUGUUCCUACAUAAAUAUUUGUCAAACUUACACCUUGAGUGCUGCAGGAGUUUUUGUUGC